Parnassius mnemosyne (clouded apollo) is the source of this 2302-nucleotide messenger RNA. Lineage: Eukaryota; Metazoa; Arthropoda; Insecta; Lepidoptera; Papilionidae. The record is from the annotation of a GenBank genome assembly.
AAAGCAUCAAACUUAUUGCUUUUCCUAUUUCGAAUGUGGUUUUAUUUUUCAUAACUUUCUGAUUUUAAGUUUAGUAGUAUUUACUAUCGUUUUUGCAUUAUCCAAAACAUUAUGGAAUCUGGAAAACGCUGUAAAAAUUUUUCUGAAAGAGAGAAGAUGCUGCUUAUUGAAGUAGCCAAAGAAUUUGUGGCUAUAAUAGAUAACAAAAAGACGGACGGGACCACUGUAGAGGCCAAGAAGCAAGCUUGGAUGGCGCUUACAAACAAAUAUAAUGCUCUCUCUGAAACGGGAAUUAGGACUGAGAAGCAAUUACAUGCAUUGUACGACAACUUAAAGAAAAAAGCUAGAAAAAAUUUAAGCAAUGAUAAGUCCGAGAUGUACAAGACAGGAGGUGGAACAUUUUGUCCUAAGACAACUAACCAUUUGCCAAGCAUUUUGCCAAACCAUUGCCUAAUUAUUUUGACUCGUCAGCACCAUAUUAUAACAUAGAUAUUGUUGAAACACAAUUAUAUUAAAUAAUACACAGGGUUCUUCUGAAGACAAAUGCAUAGUAUUGGGUGCAAAAGAAGAUUCUGUGCAUGAAAUCCUUUUAAGUCCUCAACAAGUUGAAGGUUGCAAAAGAAAAGUUUCACCUCUUCUGAAAGAUGUUGAAAGCACACUGUUCGCGACGGUUUAAAGACUUUAAGCAAAAAGUGAUUAAAGAAUAUUAAAGUGUUUUAAAAAGUGAAAUUAGCGACAAAAUCGAACUAAUUGUGUUUUAAUAUAGUUUUACAGUAUGUUUACAACUCGUAAUAUAUUUGUAUAAAGUAUCGUUUUAAUAAUAAGUUGAUAUAAACGACUUUAAACAUUAAAUAAAAUUUCGACCAAUCACAGCGCAGCAUAUCGUGGAACUUUCUAGAAGUUAAUUAACUGCGCAAUAGUUUAUAUGAAAAUAAUGAGAAUAUUUUUAUGUUCUGAAAGAAUUGUAAAUACGAUAUUUAGUUAGCAUAUGGUAUAUAGAUUGAAAUAAGUAAAUAGAUAAUUUAUGUAAAUAAACGCAUUUGAGAAAUAUAGUAAAAUUAAAGAUUUAAUGUGCACUUUUGUUAUGUAAAUUAGGUACAUUUUGAUUAAUAACUUUUUUGAAUGUAAAUAUAUCAAGUAACCCUUAUCACAUAAUGAUAAAGGACCAAAAUGCCUAUUUUAAAGUGUAUAGCGUGUUAAUGUAAAAAUUAGCAUUAUAUAGAAAAAUUGCGAUUUGUGCAAAUUACGUAAUGAAAAUGUUUGAUAAUAAAAGGGCAAAACCGGAAAUUGGCAAGCGGCUCUCUAUAGAGUAUAGCCGAAGUCUACCUUAUGGGGGCAAAUCACAGUAACAUUGUAGUAGGAAGAACUACCAGUAACAAGCAGUAGUAUCCGGUAGUAGCUGAAGUGACUAGUAGCAGAACACAGUGAAAAGUUAUAGUGAAAUAGAAAAAGUUUAGCUAGCCGAAAAAGGUCGUAACUGAAAAAUCGCAGUUACACAUAGUCGAAAAAAGUGGCAACUAAAAAUUCUCAGUUGCAUAUAGUAAAAUAGUGUUAGCUAGCUAAAAAGAGUGGUAACUGAUAUUCGCAGUUACAUAUAGUGAAAAAGUGUUAGCUAGCCGAAUAAAGUGGUAACGGAAAUUUCGCCGUUACAUAUAGUGAAAAGUGUUAGCUAGACGGAAAAAGUGGUAACUGAUAUUCGCAGUUACAAAAGUGUUAAAUUCAACUAAUUUUAGUUGAUUAAUAGCUGCUAGUCAGUAGUGUUAGAAAACCAGCUGCUACCAAUAGAAAUUUUGGAUACUACCAAUAGAAAUUUGUUACUUUCAAUAGAUAUUUAAAAUUACCAAUAGAAAUAGUAGAAAAUACCAAUAGAAACUUGAUACUGCCAAUAGAAAUUUGAUAUUACCAACAGAUAUUUUGAAAAUACGAAUAGAAAUUUUAAAAAACCAAUAGAAAUUUUAAUAUUACUGUGUGUUUAAUUAAAUCUGUGUUUUAAAAUAUAUAGUGAACAAUCAUAGUUGAAAAACAGUGUUAAAUAAAUAAAUAAGUUAUAAUAUUUCGUAACUAAUUAAUCAGUCGAACCGCUGGCCACUCCCUUGCUAUUUUAAUUUAUAAAUCGUGCAUUUUUAAUUCUGAACCUCAGUCCACAGUUCUCCAACAGCAUAUACAAAGGCGGUAGUGAAAGUAUCCACCGGAACCUAUAGGUGUAGGACGUGAGCGGCUCGCGGAGUAUCUUCGACAACAUUUACUCCGGAGAGUUACGCCCGUCCGGCACACACACCAAAAAAGAAGAUUUGUUUAACUG